AAAUCAAACCGCAAAACCCUAAAAAAGGUGAUUGAUUGAUUCCAUUGAGAUCCUCACUUUACCAUUCCUUCCGCUUCCCGCCAGUAUAUUUUCGAUUCCAGCUUUGGCCAUGUCUCUGCGGCCACGCCGAUCUCUUGGGUUUUCGUCUCCGGCGAAGCAAAGAAAGAAAGCCCCCCAAAAAACCAUACCCACGAGAGCCAAUCGAAAGCGUCUGCCUUAUUACAUAAAACCCGGCGCCGCCGUGGAAAUCAGCUCCGACGAAAUUGGGUUUCGCGGCUCGUGGUACCUGGGAAAAGUGAUCACCACCCCAUCCUCAGAUAAGGAAAAAUGCCAAGUGGAGUACACGAGGCUCUUCUUCGACAAAGAGGGUACGAAGCCUCUGAAGGAAGUCGUCGACUUGAGCCAGCUUCGUCCUCCGGCGCCGCCGAUGUCUGAGAGAGAGAAGAAGAGGGAAAUCGCGAUUGGGGAUGAAGUCGACGCCUUUUACAAUGACGGUUGGUGGGAAGGGGAUGUGACGGAGGUUCUUGGUGAUGGGAGAUUCAGUGUUUUCUUUAGGUGUUCAAAAGAACAGAUUCAGUUUAAGAAAGAUAAACUUAGGUUUCACAGGGAAUGGGUUGGUGGAGCUUGGAAGCCUCCAUUAGAGGAUACAGAGGAAGAGGAAUCAGAGGAAGACAAAGUAGACAAUACAGAAGAUGAAGAGGAGGAUAUUUUAGCCCGAGUGGAUUUGGAAACUACCAGAGCAACUGCUAAAGAAAUGUUUUCUAGUGGCACGAUUGUCGAGGUUAGCAGCGAUGAGGAAGGUUUCAAGGGGUGUUGGUUUGCAGCUAAAGUCGUUGAACCCAUUGGAGAUGACAAAUUCCUUGUUGAGUACCGAGAUUUGAGAGAAGAAGAUGGCGUAGAGCCUUUGAAAGAAGUAAUCGAUUUUCUGCACAUAAGGCCGCCGCCACCAAGAGAUGAGGAUAAAGAUUUUACUGUUGGGGACAAGAUUAAUGCAUUUUACAAUGACGGCUGGUGGAUAGGUUUUGUCAUAGAGGGUAUGAAGGGUGGAACUGUUGGUAUACAUUUUAGGCAAUCAGGAGAAAAAAUGCGGUUUGGAAGGCAGGGUCUUCGUCUGCAUAAAGACUGGGUUAACGGUACCUGGCAGCUACCACCACUAAAAGGAGGGCAGAUAAAGAGGGAAAAGGUCGUUUCAUGUAGUCGGAACGUGAGACCUAAGAAAGCAAUCGAGAAGCAAGAGUUCAGCAUUGGAACUCCAGUAGAAGUUAGCAGUGAGGAACAAGGAUUUGAAGGUUCUUGGUUUCCUGCAAAACUUGUUGAAUACAGAGGAAAUGACAAAUGCGUUGUAGAAUAUGAUAACCUGAAAGCUGAAGACGGGAAGGAGCCUUUGAGAGAAGAGGUUAAUGUUUCAGAGAUAAGGCCUCAACCAGUAGAGCAGGUCAUGGUUUGUCCAUUCGAGAAGAAUGACAAAGUUGAUGCUUUGUAUAAUGAUGGUUGGUGGGUCGGGGUGAUUAGGAAGGUUCUUGCAAAGUCAUCGUACCUGGUUUACUUCGAGAACACUCAAGAGAUGCUAAAAUUUCAUCAUUCUCAACUAAGGCUACAUCAGGAAUGGAUAAAUGGCAAGUGGAUAACAAAUUUUAAGUCUCAGAAGGCGUAAUCGGGCUGGAUAAAGGUGUAAUUGGCAUGGAUAACACAUCAGGAUUUUGGGAUUUUGGGAUCUCAAGUUUUGUUUUUUGGAGGUAUUUGGAUCCUUAGUCUUAACCCCGUCGUUCAUUGCUAUUGUAGAUAAUUGCAGUUAUGAUGCUUGACUAAAAGGCAAAAACCAGUCCAGUUGAUAUUUUUAUUGAUUUCCCAUAUGAGAGAUACUGCUACUCAUAAUGCUCCUGAUUUCCAUUGAUUAUUUGAUAGGCAAGUUGUUGCUGUAAGGUUAUUUUCUU
Camelina sativa (false flax) is the source of this 1934-nucleotide messenger RNA. The record is from RefSeq and is a predicted model, not a curated record. Lineage: Eukaryota; Viridiplantae; Streptophyta; Magnoliopsida; Brassicales; Brassicaceae.